AUGGCCUCCCCAAUUCCCUCGGCGGGCUUGCCCACGACUUUGGCCAGCAACUUGACUGAUUUCGCCGGCAAUGUCGUCAGCGUGAUCAGUCCGUACAUCCCUGAUGCCAUCAAGUCCAACCUCAACUCGCUUGCGUCGUCCAAGUUGACACAGGAAAUGACAAAGAGCUGGAACUGGGCGGCGUACUCUACUCUUCUCAUCGCAAGCAUCUACGUCUUCGACUGGGGAGCGAAGUCGCGUCGCGACAAGAGGCUUCGCGAUUUCGGCUCCCCGCCUCCUUUGGUUCCCUUCAAGGCGCCUUUUGGGAUCGACUUGGCUGUGUACUCCUUGUACAGAUUCUUCAAGUUCACCUUCUUCGAGCUUGUCAACAGCUGGCUUGAGGCCGUACCUGGCCGUACUGUCGAGAUGCGUAUGUUCGGCACAGGCCUUAUCUUCACUGAUGAGCCCGCCAAUAUCAAGGCGAUCAUGUCAACAGAGUGGUCCAGCUUCGGAAGAGGCGAAGUCACCAAACGUAUCUGGGGAGAUAUGCUCGGAGAGACACAGAUCUUCGUUGUGGACGGAGAAGACUGGCACAACAGCAAAGAGCGCAUCAAGGGGCAUGUUAUGAAGAUGCGCUCGGAUGAUCUUGAGAUCACCGAGAAGCAUGCUCAGCAACUCUUCAAACGUUUCGACGUCGGCAAGCCCAUUGAAGUCUACGAUGUUGCCGACCGUUACCAACUCGACGUAGUCUCUGAGGUGUUCUUUGGAGAGUCUGCUAACUCCCUUACUGGACACCAUCCUUUCAGAGAUCCCAUGGAGACUCUCCACCCCAUCAACACGGCGCGCAUGCUGUUCGGCAAGAAUGCUUACUACGUCAAGGACAAGUACCUGGCUCCUAAGGCUUUGAAGGAAUUGAAUGGCUACACCUCGGGCAUUGUCGAUCGCGCCUAUGCGAGAGACUUGUCGAAGAAGUUGCCUGAAGAUUACAACAUGUUAGACGAUCUUGUGAGCCAGAAGAAGAGUGUUAAGGAUAUCAAAGACUCCAUGAUGACCAUCAUGCUUGGUGGAAAGGACCCCUCAGCAAUUCUUAUCGCCUGGGCUAUCUUCCUGAUGGGCAAAUACCCAAACGUCAUGAAGAAAAUGCAGGCCGAGGUUACGCAAGUAUCUGGCGAUAAGCCACCUUCUGCAUCUGAUCUCAAAGAGAUGACUUACAUCCGACAUGUCAUCAACGAGACCUUCAGAUUGUAUCACCCUCUUGGCAUGAAUGUUCGGAUGGCCCUGAAGGACGCCACGUUGCCGAUCGGUGGUGGAAAGAGUGGAAAAGACCCUGUCGCAGUUCCCAAAGACACAACCAUCAUCUAUUCUCUUGGUGGCCUUCAACGCCGCAAAGACAUUUACGGCGAGGAUGCGCUCGAGUUCCGACCUGAGCGAUGGGAGGGUGCCAACAUCAACCGCUGGCACUUUAUUCCGUACAACCAUGGCCCUCGUCACUGCUUAGGUCAGAAGUUUGGACAGCAACAGAUGGAGUACAUUCUGGCGAGAAUUUGCCAGGAGUAUCAAGAAAUCCGGAUUCCACCUGGCCAGCCGGAGCAGCAGAUCCGCAUUGAGUUGAACUUGAAGAUGGCACAUCCUUGCAUGUGUGAGUUUGUCAAGAAGAACAAAGGCAACUAG
Molecule: messenger RNA, 1650 nt
Organism: Colletotrichum lupini
Lineage: Eukaryota; Fungi; Ascomycota; Sordariomycetes; Glomerellales; Glomerellaceae
Product: cytochrome P450
Exons: 11
Coding region: 1-1650 (549 amino acids)
Molecular function (GO): oxidoreductase activity, acting on paired donors, with incorporation or reduction of molecular oxygen; monooxygenase activity; iron ion binding
Source: RefSeq, a predicted model, not a curated record